Messenger RNA from Lytechinus pictus (painted urchin), 4495 nucleotides. RefSeq names its product ethanolamine kinase 1-like. Gene Ontology annotation, biological process: phosphatidylethanolamine biosynthetic process. The transcript is spliced from 9 exons. NCBI's taxonomy places the organism in Eukaryota, Metazoa, Echinodermata, Echinoidea, Temnopleuroida, Toxopneustidae. Bases 147 to 1208 code for a protein of 353 amino acids. The record is from RefSeq and is a predicted model, not a curated record. Gene Ontology annotation, cellular component: cytoplasm. Gene Ontology annotation, molecular function: ethanolamine kinase activity.
GUUGACCACUCUGCGACAGUAUUGUAGCUGAAGAGACGGGGAUGUUCUGCUAAUUUAUUUCUAUUUUUCAUCAAAUGAGGCCAACCAAAGCUGUCAGACCAAGUUUUUGAAUUUCCAGUGAAAUAAACUUAGAAAUUACAAUAAACAUGAGUGGGGAUUCCAACUUGCCGCAUCUUGAUAUGUUCGUGGAUGAGAAGAAUGCCGAAGAGAGCGUUAUAACUAUUGCGAGGACGGUACGCCCGGAAUGGAAUGACAAAGACAUCAAGGUUAAGGUAUUUUCUGGAGGCAUUUCCAACAAACUGGUCGGCUGCUACGUCCCACCCAACAAGGAAGAGAUCCUGCUCAUGAGGAUCUAUGGCAAGAAAACCGAGCUCCUGGUUGAUCGGAAGAGGGAGAAGGAAACGUUUCAGAUCCUCCACAAAGCAGGGUGCGGACCAAAGCUCCAUGCUUCGUUUGAGAACGGUAUAUGCUAUGACUUUGUGCCUGGCGUGAUUCUGGAUGAAAAGACUGUCCGGGAGGAGAGGAUAUACAAGUUGGUUGCUCAUGAGAUGGCUCGGAUGCAUCUAAUAGAGGCCAACAGAGGAAAAGCGCCCUCUUCAGAGCUAUUUAAUAAACUCAAUCAUUUUAUCUCCCUCACCCCUGACCGCUUUGAGGACCCCAAGAAACAAGAAAUAUUUGAAAGGCGGAUUAUGCCACGAUCGGAGCUUAUUACGGAAGCCAACAUGUUGAUGUCUCUCGUGUCAAAUCUAGGCCUCCCGGUAGUCUUUUCACACAAUGACUUACUCCUAGGAAACAUUAUACUUAAUACAGAGAAAAGUAAAGUUAGUUUUAUAGACUACGAGUAUGCGAUGUUCAACUACCUCCCCUAUGACAUAGCAAACCAUUUCUGUGAAUUUCCAGGUAUUGAGGAAGUCAACUAUGACCUCUAUCCUGAAAGGGAAUUUCAGUUGAAAUGGAUUCGUGAAUACCUGAAGGCUCAUUAUUCUUUGCAAGGAGAGAAUAAAGCAGUUACUGAUAAUGAAGUUGAGAGGAUGUAUGCCAUUGUAAACAAGUUUGCAUUGGUGUCUAAUUUUUUCUGGGGUGUAUGGUCCAUUGUACAGGCUUGCCACUCAACUAUAGACUUCGACUUCUUAGAUUAUGCCAUUACACGGUUAGAUGAAUACAAGAGACGGAAACCUGCGUUCCUUGCUCUACCCAUCCCAGAAUAAACCAGCGUAUCACUGCAUCAGUCCAGACCAAACCAGUACAAGCUGGAUUAAACUAUUUUGAGUUCCAAGCUCUACCUAUCCCAGAAUGAACCAGCGUAUCACUGCAUCAAUCCAGACCAAACCAGUACAAGCUGGAUUAAACUAGUUUGAGUUCCAAGCUCUACCUAUCCCAGAAUGAACCAGCGUAUCACUGCAUCAGUCCAGACCAAACCAGUACAAGCUGGAUUAAACUAGUUUGAUCCAGUUUCAAGCUCAUCUUUCCCAGAAUGAAACAGUGCAUCUCUGCGUUCAACGAUACCGAACAAGCAUAAACUGGAUUGAACUAGAUUGAUAGAUUCCAAGUUCUCUUUAUAAUGAACUAGUGACUAUUCUAAACUAGCACAAACAUAUUGAUUGGUGCUUUACUAUCACUAACAUUCAUGGAUAUUAAUAAUAUUUUAAUUUGAUGUUGUAAAUAUCUUAAACUUUUAUGAAGCUAGGUAUGUCUCUGAAAUUUUUAGAUCACGUAUUAUUCAAUUAUGCUCUUGAAGACGAUGUGUUACUUAAACUUGCCAUUUCCUUUCACUAUACACUAAUCUAUGCAUGUUAUAAAGUCAAUCAAUGAACUUUCCAUUUCCCAUAAGCCCAAUGCAGGGAACACUAUUACCGGUGUGAAAAGAAAAAGAAAUGGGGUUCUGCCAUAGUGCUGGGCGAAAUUUCAAUAUUAUUGAAAAAAUAUUGAAUAUUCCAUUAUUGUUUUACGAUCACGAUUAUGUUGAUAUAUUGCAAUAACACUGAUGUAUAGCAAUACCACGAUAUGACCAGGGCUCCGUAACACAAAGAUUAGCGAUCAAUCGCUAAAUGAACUGACCAAUCAAGAUCAAUAUUACACACGCAUUUAGCUAAAAAUACUGACCAGGAACCAAUCAGAAGUGUUCUCUCAUAUUUGCUAUUCAUCGCUAAUCUUUGUGUUACGGGACCCAGAACAUUGUCGGUUAAAGCCUGGUCCCACUGGCUGACGAACACAAAACGUAUUCAUAACGGAUUCAGCGGACAAGCAUAUUUCGGGGUGGCUCCAUUUGUUUUCAUUUGCUCCAGACAAUGGACAAAAUGGGCGAACAAUGAAAUCACAGUGGAUGGAUACUCGAGGGAUAUAGAGCGUAGGAAACACAUAUGCAAAAAGUACACAACGGAUACAUUACGUUUUCCAAUGGAUGGCAAGAUUCUUUUUCGUCUCUGCAUCUGUAAGUGCAGUGGGCCCAAGCCUUUAGAAAAGUUCAUUACUACAUGUAUUCAUUGACCACAAAGGCUGCUCUGUAUUUACUUCAAACCAACUCAGAACGUAGUAAGUUGGUACCUGAAUCUCCGCCUUUCAUGGACAAGUACCGAUGCAAGCCUUUCUUCCAUUUCCCCUUCCCUUCUCCUUGAAGUACAGGUCAUAUAGAGUACCGAAAAGAUGACGUCACAAAAAACUAUUUUAGCAUUUGAGCGUUUUUGAUACCAUAUUUUGGUAGAGCAUGAUGAAAAAUCCCCACAACCCAAAUUGGGUGGGAAUCGGUCAUUGGGGCCUUCGAUAUGACUACAUGAAUACAUAAUUAACCCCACUGAAGUCAGUGUAUUAUUGGCCUGGUUCUAAAUGUUAGGAACCAGACCAAUAAUACAUCGACUUCAAUGGGGCUAAUUAUGUAUUCAUGAGGUCAUAUCUUGGGGCCCCAUGGACCGAUUCUCACCAAAUGUGGGUCGCAUGGGUUUUUUCAUCUUGCUCUACCAAAAUAUGGUAUAGAAUAAAGCUGGAAUGCAAAAAGUGAAAAUUGAUGAUGUCACACUUCGGUACUCUAUUGGAUUUUAGACUCGGCAAUAUAUUGUGUUAUCAGUGAUAUCAGAAUAAAACAAUAACACAGCCUAACAUUGAAGCAAAUUUCUAUUUUUGUAUGGUAGUUUGAAUUCGAAUAUUUAGUUUUUACCUCUUUAUAUACAUGUAUGUAUGUGUCAAUGAAAUAUGUUUGUAUUAAGAAUCAUUAAAAAUGAUUUUAAACUUAAAAAGUGUACAUUUGUAUUAAAAAUUAUAAACAGGGUAUAAUUCCAAUAUUAUGUAUUCCAGUUUCCAAUAUUCUUAUCUGAAUUGAUUUUUUUAUUAAUAUAUUAAUGUGCAUUUCAUAUUGGAAUGACAUGUUAUUAUAUAGAGAGUGGAAGCAUUUAUAAACUUAGUGUUUCUUGAAAGGUAAAACCGACUUGUCCUGGAAAAUUGAACCGGGAUUGUAAAGAACUGCUGCUAUGUGAAACGGGUACAUGUACCAUACAGUUAUGACUCAAGUUAUCUGUUAUGGUAUACGUAUAGGUACUUGGGUCCCAUCUUACAUAGAGUUGCGAUUGAUGCGAUCAACCUUAACUGUAUGGAAAUCUCACAAUGUCAUAACAUUUUCUACAGGAAAUUUGCACAAUGUCCUUUGUAAACAAAGAAAAGAACACUGCAUUUCAAGACAACGAUGAAUGUAGGAGUCUACAUCGUAUUUAGAAAAUAUUAUGAAUAAACAUUUAGAUGUUGACGUUGCUGGCUUUCCAUAGUUGUAAUUGUUCAAUCAUAAUUCUUUGUAAGACAUGUAUGUAUAAUGAAAAUGAUAAUAAUUAUGUCAUAUUUACCCAGGGUUGCCACUUCAGUUCUGAAAACUUUUCUCCCAGCGGUCCGUUUAACACGAUGUUAUUACCCCGGCUUUAGCACAGCUACCUUGAUUGGGCGCUCGGGCAUUCAAGGAAUUUUUUGCUACCAGGUGCCCAUUCACCUCAUCUGGGUUGAGUGCAGCACAGUGUGGGUAAAUUUCUUGCUGAAGGAAAACACGCCAUGGCUUGGGAUUGAACCUAUUCCGCUCAGAUUAAAUCAUGAAAAUUGAUAAGACUAGAAAAAUGAAUAUUUUUUUCAGAGUAUUGGUGUUGGUUUAAUUUUGUUUCUUUAAAGGACAAGUCCACCCAAACAAAAACUAGACUUGAUUAGAGAGAGAAAAAAAUCAAACAAGCAUAAUGCUGAAAAUCUCAUCUAAAUCAGAUAUAAAUAAAAAAUUAAUGAUUUUUUUAUGUCACAAAACAGUUAUAUGCUCAUCCUGGUCGGUAUGCAAAUAAGGGGACCGGUGACGUCACCCACUCACUUGGUCUUGUUUAUCUUAUGAUAUAUAAUAUUUCAAUUUUAUCAUUGUCAUGUGAAUAAACUUUUAUUCCUCUCUGAACGUGUAGUAUUACCAUUGUUCAGUUGGUCCUUAUCGUCAAAUCUGUAGUAUUGUAUAAUUCAUUCUUAUUAUUCAUUCAAUUUUUAUAAA